Messenger RNA from Rotaria socialis, 435 nucleotides. NCBI's taxonomy places the organism in Eukaryota, Metazoa, Rotifera, Eurotatoria, Philodinida, Philodinidae. The record is from the annotation of a GenBank genome assembly.
AUGGCCUCACCACAUGGACACCAAACACAGACACAACAGUCGACAAAUGAAACCGAUCAAAUUUUUUUGAUCACGCUAACAAAUCAUCCUACUCUAUUGCAAAAUACACUACAUUUUCAACAAGCACCAGAUGUGCAAUAUAUUGAACAACGUAACGGUGGCAUGUUCAUGUCAGAUAGACCGGUUAAUAUUGGAAUGGAUCAUUCUGAACAACAUGAAAGAUUCUUAUAUAAUGAAUUAAGAUUUGAAUUGGAAGAUUCAAUUCGAGUUUAUCUUCAACGAACUCGACGAUCCUUUCCAAUUAACAGUGAUAUAGAAGAGAUUGAUGUUAGUGAUUUACCUAAUAUAGAUCGACUAGAAACACAACAUCAUGUCGAUCAUAAUAACAAUAAUAAUAAUAAUGACGAUGAUGAUGAUGAUGAUGAUGAUGAUUAG